AUGGGUGCUCCUACUGCAGGUCCUGGCGUUGGACAGCAGCAGCUGCCUAACGCUGGAGCUGCUGGUGCUGGAGGUACUACUGAAGCUGCUGGUGCUGGAGGUACUACUGAAGCUGCUGGUGCUGGAGGUGCUGCUGGUUCUGGAGGUACUGCUGGAGGUGCUGGAGGUGCUGGUGAUGCUGGUGCUGGAGGUGCUGGAGCUGUUGGUGCUGGAGGUACUUCUGGAAGUGCUGCAGGUGCUAGAGCUUCUGGUGCUGGAGGUGCCGGAGGUACUGCUGGUGCUGGAGGUACUACUGGAGGUUCUACUGGUGCUGGAGGUGCUGCUAGUGCCGGAGGCACUGGAGCUGGAGGUACUGGAGGUGCUGGAGCUUCUGGUCCUGGAGUCGCUCGUACGAGAGGUGCUGGAGCUGCCGGAGCUGGUGGUGCUGCUGGAGCUGGAGGUCCUGGAGGUAUUGGAGGUGCUGGAGCUGCUGGUCCUGGAGGUGCUUGUACUAGAGGUGCUGGAGCUGCCGGAGCUGGUAGUGCUGCUGGUGCUGGAGCUGCUGGAGCUGCUGGUCCUGGAGGUGCUCGUCCUAGAGGUGCUGGAGCUGCCGGAGCUGGUGGUACUGCUGGUGCUGGAGGUGCUACUGGAGGUGCUGGAGCUGGAGGUUCUUAG
Messenger RNA from Closterium sp. Naga37s-1, 654 nucleotides. NCBI's taxonomy places the organism in Eukaryota, Viridiplantae, Streptophyta, Zygnematophyceae, Desmidiales, Closteriaceae. The record is from the annotation of a GenBank genome assembly.